AUGUCUACUUCACAAAAGUUUAUAAAAGAAUUAUCAAUAGAUUUUGAAUUCACUAUACCACCGAACAAUCAUGCUCCAGUAAAGUUAAAAUUAGAGGCUAAACAAGAUCAAUUAAUAUUAGAUGUUGUAAGAACUUUCAUGAGUCAAAAUGAUAUACCGUGUUAUCUAGAAGUUUCAAUCUUAUCAAUUAUAGAAAGUCUGAUGAUAGAAAGUUGGAGAAUUGAUAUGGAAAUAGAUUCAAAAAUCGAUAAAGAAACAGAAGCAAAACAAAUACGUGAACAAUUUGUUACAAAAUAUAAAAAAUAUACUGUCAGAUAUAAUGAUACACCUGUAGAGGUAAUUCAUUCACAAAUCUCCCCAAUCUUUAAUAUGCUUUUACAAUUAGAAGACUAUUAUAAACAAACUGUUAAAGAACUUAAUGAUUCGUAUGAAAAAGAACAUGAAAAUAUUUUAGUUAGGUAUAAUCAAAAUCUUGAAAAAAAUUCAGAAUUAGAAUCCAAUGAAUCAAAUUUUCAAAUUGAAACAGCUCAAGGAAUAAGAGAAAAUGGAAGAGAAAUCAUCUCAAAGGUCAUUGAUAAAAUUAAAAAAAAUAAUGAUAUGCUGAACACCAAAAUUUCAAAUGAAUUAUUGAAGUUAGAUAAAGAAUGUAAUUUCAACACCUUACAUGGUAGUAGACAGAAUAGUAUUGGGUCUAUGUCUGAUUUGUUUUGCUCAUCACCUACUUUGAUGUCUCCACCUUCACCUAAAUUUUCUGCUAUAAAAUUUCAAAUGAGUUACACUAAUGAACAAGCAAAGAUCGCUCUUGAAAUUGCAAAUGGAAAUAUGGUUUAUAACAAUGCAGUAGUCAUUUUAAUGGAUGAUAUUGCAAGAGUUAAUGAAGUUAUAUCAUCUGGUGGUAGUGUUAAUAGUGGUUCUAUAUCCAAUGGCCUGCCAACAAUUCCAAGAAGACCAUCAUUACCAAUAUUCAACUCAUCAUUGUCAAACUUAUCUUCUUCAUCCUCCCAAAAAGACUUGCCACCCCAACCAAAAAGAUCAAAAACCAUUAAUAGACCAUUAUCCAUACUGACAAAACAAGAUACAAAAAAAAAUUGGUCACAAUUCUUUUUCCAACAAAAACAAAAUUCAAUGUUAAGUUCUCCUACAAAUUCUACGGGUAGGAAAAUUGGGUUAUGGAUAAAUAAAGCAAUGGAAAAUUUUAGACUUGAAGAAGCCAAUGGUCAUGGACAUAAUAUGCAAUUAGACAAUUCACAUUUAGUGGAAUCAUUUACAAUCACAAUAGGAAAUCAGGUUAAAUCCACAAAUAAUUUGAGGCUAUUAGUAUCAGAUAUAGAAGAUGUUAUUAGUUCCUCAAAUGAUUCAGCUAAAGAAAUGGCAUACAGAGCACAAACUGCAGCAAAUUUGUAUUCACAAAAUUUAAAUGCUCUAAUUUUAUUAUUAACUCCAAAAGAUUGGGCUAAAUAUAAAAUUGGCAAAAGUGCUAACAAAGAAUUUUUUAAAAAAUGUAAAGAAUCAACAGAAUUCCAUUUUAAUGACGUUGAAACACAACUUGAUAUUAUUCAAAAAGUUUAUCCUAUUGAUACUGAAGAGCCAUCUUUAAAAGAAGGUGAUUUUUUUAUCACAAGACAUUCAAAUUUACCUUUGAUUCAUGUAGUGUUUCAUUUAGUUAUAGAAUUUGAAUCCAUUCAAAAAUCAGAAUUGACACCUAGAUCUCCAGCAAUUUCUGGAUUAAGAAAAAUUCUACGAACAGUUGAUCGAUUUGACAUCAACUCCAUAAAUAUACCAUUUUUUUUAUUACCAUCAAAUACCCAUGUUUUUUCUGAUUCUACUUUAAUUCAAGAACAUGAAAAUUUAUUGUAUAAAAGAUGUGAAUCAGUACUGAAAUGCACAAAAGGUUUCAUGAUAAAUAAUUCCAGGAUUCCAAAACAAUUAAAAGAAAAUAGUAGUAAUAAUUAUUUGCAACAGGAUGAAUCAAAAACUUUGACAUUUUUAUUACCUAAAACUUUUACUGAAUCGGAAUUCAAUACUUUUAGAUAUUUAUUGACCAACAUGUUUAGAGCUACUUAA
Messenger RNA from Entrophospora candida, 2064 nucleotides. The record is from the annotation of a GenBank genome assembly. Lineage: Eukaryota; Fungi; Glomeromycota; Glomeromycetes; Entrophosporales; Entrophosporaceae.